Messenger RNA from Diaporthe amygdali, 891 nucleotides. RefSeq lists its product as uncharacterized. Bases 1 to 891 code for a protein of 296 amino acids. Gene Ontology annotation, cellular component: spindle pole body. Lineage: Eukaryota; Fungi; Ascomycota; Sordariomycetes; Diaporthales; Diaporthaceae. The transcript has 3 exons. Gene Ontology annotation, molecular function: GTP binding; GTPase activity. Gene Ontology annotation, biological process: regulation of exit from mitosis. The record is from RefSeq and is a predicted model, not a curated record.
AUGGACGAUCAGGCGCCCAUGGAGGGCCAAGAGGAUACCUUCGGUGGUAUCGAGGGCUCUCCGAACAUGGCAGGCGGCCACGGCUUCGAGAACGGCCACCCCCGUCAACACCCGUCGCAAUCCUUCGACUCAGCUAUGGCUGAUGCCCCCUACUCCCCAGACGAAAUGGACCCUGCAGCACGAUACACCACUCCUCCGAUCCCACAGAACGCACAAGCGGGUUCAAACAUCUCUAGACCGCCCUCGCAGGUCUCCAGCCAAGGCUUCGCGGAUCGCGGGUCCGCACCCUCAGAGAGCGCCGCAAACGGCCGAAACCACGUUGUAAUAAAAGUCGGGAUGGUGGGAGACGCGCAGAUCGGCAAGACGUCAUUAAUGGUCAAAUACGUCGAGGGCAGCUGGGACGAGGACUACAUCCAGACCUUGGGCGUCAACUUCAUGGAGAAGACAAUCAGCAUCCGGAACACGGAGAUCACCUUCAGCAUCUGGGAUCUGGGCGGACAGCGCGAGUUCGUCAACAUGCUUCCACUGGUCUGCAACGAUGCUGUCGCCAUCCUGUUCAUGUUCGAUUUGACGCGCAAGAGCACUCUGAACAGCAUCAAAGAGUGGUACCGCCAAGGACGUGGCUUCAACAAAACAGCCAUUCCUAUCCUGGUCGGCACCAAGUACGAUCACUUUGUGAACUUCCCACGUGAGGACCAGGAGGAGAUAUCGAACCAGGCACGCCGUUUCGCAAAGGCGAUGCGUGCUGCUCUCAUUUUCAGCAGCACCAGCCACAGUAUCAACGUGCAAAAGAUCUUCAAGAUUGUGCUGUCUAAGGCAUUCGACUUGAAGUGCACAAUACCCGAGAUUGAGAACGUCGGCGAACCGCUUCUCCUUUACCAAAACUGCUAG